ACAAAGUUAGUAGAACUGCCACCCGGCUCUCCCAGUUAAACAGGAAAGUUGCUCAAAAAGCGUCAUCCUUUUCCAAAAAAAAUAACGUGGGGUGGGGGCGUCCAGUUUAAAUAUGGAUUGACAUACGCCUGGGUGUUGUACGUAAGGAACAGAUAACUGCGUGUAUGCAUCCAACCCGAUGUACAUACGCACAUAACAUAGCCACACAGCCUCAUACGUGCCAAGAUCUAUGGUAACAGGCUCCCUGUUAACAUCCACGCUUCUGAUCCAGACCUCUGCUGAAGUGUCUGCGAGAGGUACUGCACCGAGCAGCGAGGUACAAUAUCCGAGGAAUUCACCGCAAUAAACAGGAAUAGCGAGCGAUAUAGCUACCCCUUGGUAAUAUAACGGUGGCUCGUUGCUUCUCUAAUUGAAUCCAAGCUGUGGGUUAAAGAAUACGUCAAAAUCUAAUUUGCCAACAGAGAGGUCGGAAGGAGGGAGGUGGGGAGAUAACUCUUCCAAGUAAAUCGGGUUAAGCUAAACGGAAUCGACAGCUUUUACGCCAACAUUUGGCUGCUGGUGUGAAUUGAUUUUUUUUUCUUCCACCGAUCGCCUGAUCAGACGUUUUUUUUGUGCCACCACGACUCAGCAGAGAGUGUUAGCUCUUCCAGUGGACACUAAACUGAAAAACGAUCACAGUCGCAUCCCCGACCGAGAGAGAGAAAAAGGCGGCAAAGAGGUGGCGGAAUAUGCAGAUAUUGCAGAAUUUCUCUCCCUCCAGCACUUUGCGCUCUCCAGUCGGGUGGCAUCUGAAUCCAAACGCGACUGAAUGAGCCCGGAUUAUAUAGUUAUCGCCGGCGGGAGACAGUGACAUCGAAAGCCGGGGAACCGCGAGUAACCGCGAUGGAUUAGCAAAGCCUGAUUAUGCACUUGCUUAUUGUUUGGUUUAUCUAAUGCCUCUCUCUUUAGACAAAUACCGGGGCUGUGUCUUGCCUUCCUGUUGGUGGUACGUAUCCACUCACCCCGCUAUCCCGAUUGACAAACGAUUGUGAUACUUUCCGAGCUCGGAUCCUCUUUGCUUUAUAUUUAUACGUAAUUUUAAAACAAAAACAAGCUGAAACUGAUUUUUAAAUUUUAUUUUAUGCAUGUUUUAUAAACAAUUCAACUGAAGCAAUUCAUGACAUGAGAUGGGGGGCAGAUGCCACUGUUUGAAAAUGGUGCCGUGGUUUGUGUUGGUGCAAAUCAUUCUGGGGUUUGCCUGGGGCAAUACGACUACGGACCUUUGCGAGAAGAUGUGCUCAUGCAUUGAGGUGGAAGGUGUGCUGCACAUCGACUGCGAGAAAAGAGGCAUUACCGACCUGCAACAUUGCAGCGCGCCCACCUCCCGCUUCUAUCAACUCUUCUUGCAUGGCAAUUCGCUGUCCAAACUCUUCCCCAACGAGUUCGCCAACUUUUACAACGCGGUCACUUUGCACCUGGAGAACAACGGCCUGCACGACAUCAUCCCGGGAGCUUUCUUGGGGCUGCAGUUGGUGAAGAGGCUUCACAUCAAUAACAACAAGAUUAAAGGUUUCAGGAGGCACACCUUCCUGGGGCUGGACGACAUGGAGUAUCUCCAGGCGGACUUCAACCUGCUCCGGGACAUCGACCCCGGGGCUUUCCGGGACCUCAACGCGCUGGAGGUCCUGAUUUUAAAUGACAACCUCAUUACUUCGCUCCCGGCUGACCUGUUCCAAAAUGUGCCCAUCACACACCUGGAUCUCCGAGGAAACAGGCUAAAGAUCCUGCCCUACGAAGGGAUUUUGGAACUCAUUCCCGGUGUCGCUGAAAUUCUGCUGGAGGACAACCCCUGGGACUGUACGUGCAAUCUUCUGCCCCUUAAAGAAUGGCUUGAGCACAUCUCACAUUCGGCUUUGAUUGGAAGAGUAGUUUGCGAGGCACCCAUGCGAUUGCAAGGAAACGACUUGAAUGAGACAUCCGCGUUCGAUCUAUGCCCCUCGCAGAAUGAAAAUGAUUUAAGUCUUGUUGCUCCUCCUACUCAGCGGCCGUCAGGGCUGCCUCCGACUCCUGCUGCUCAGCAUCCACGGCCACCGACUUCAGCAUCAGUGCACAAAGGAGUAUCAAAGCCACGCGGAAACUGGCAACUGAGGACAAGACCUUCAGCCAAUGCAGUUGUACCUAAUGGCAGUAGCAAUCCCCAUGUAUUAACUGGAUGCCCAACAGCUUGCAGCUGUUCUAUCACCAAUGUCGAAUCAGGUUUUGAGGUUAACUGCAGGGGCAGCAAACUUGAGAGUGUAGCUGAUCUCCAUCCAAAACCAUUAAAAGCGCAGGAACUCUUUCUCAGACAGAACAAUAUAGGAAUCAUAAGGAAGACUCAUUUCUUGGACUACAGCGGUUUGACUUUGUUGGAUUUGGGAAAUAAUGCCAUUAAGUUAAUAGAAAACAACACCUUUUGUAAUCUCACCAAUUUGCGUUGGCUGUAUCUGGAUAAUAAUAACUUGGAAAUUCUGCUCCCUGAUAUGUUUGCAGGGCUUCAAAAUACAGAGUAUCUAAACUUGGAGUUCAACUUAAUUCAGUUGAUCCUACCAGGCACAUUUAAUUGGAUGUCAAAUCUGAGAGAAUUGUUCUUGCAUAACAAUUUAUUGAAAUCUUUGCCUGUAGAUGUAUUUUCUUCCGUCUCUCUCUCCAAGCUAAGUCUGCACACCAAUUAUUUUAUGUAUCUCCCAGUUACUGGAGUUUUGGAUCAAUUAACUUCUGUUGUGCAAAUUGACCUUCAUGGAAAUCCAUGGGAUUGUUCCUGUAAUAUCAUAGCUUUCAAACUAUGGGUGGAGAGGAUGGGCACUGAUGUCGUUGUAAGUGAAUUAAAAUGUGCAUCUCCUGAAGAAUUUUGGGACAGAGAUUUUAAGUCGAUAAGCAAUGAGCUGAUGUGCCCAGAGUUAUAUGCAAAAAUCCAUCUAACGUUUUCCUCAUCCAGUAACAUUACCAUAUCAACAGAGACAGGGACUCAUGUAAAUCCAUACUUGGAGACCAGCAGAGUUUCUAUUUCAGUGCUGGUACCUGGCCUUUUACUUGUCUUUGUUACAUCUGCCUUUACAGUGGUUGGCAUGCUUGUGUUUAUCUUGAGAAACCGUAAGAGAUCGAGAAAAAGGGAUACCAACUCCUCUGCUUCAGAAAUAAACUCCUUGCAAACAGUCUGUGAUUCUUACUGGCACAAUGGGCCUUACCAUGCAGAGGGACCUCAUAGAGUUUAUGAUUGUGUUGCACACACCCUUUCAGACUAGGCUUCAUGAAAUAAAAUAUUGAAAAUAUAGAGUGUGAUUUAAAGCAGCACGUUUAUCUGGAAAUGAGGUUCAUGCGUUGAAGGGUAAAGGCUCCAGAUGUAAAUAAUGUUACCAUAGGCUUCUGCUAAAAAAAAUCUGCAACAGAAUGUUGAACUCAGCUUUCUAAUGAACAAUAAAUAGCAGACAUAUUACAAAAGUACAUAUACCUUUUAGAACUAACCUUUUUUUCUCCUGCUGUGAAACACAGGUGUAUUUCGGAAGUAAGCACUGGAAUAAUGUUGUUGCUUUCCUGUGCGCAUUUCAUGUUGAUAUUCCGAAUGUAUAUAACAAUUAAUCAGUUGUAUAAAAAAUAUAAAGAACAUUUGUUGUCAUUUGGAGAUAUGGGAGAAUUGUAAAAAGAAUACACAAAAUGGGGGGAGGGAGCAGUAGAUAACAGCAGUUAGCUUUUACAGUUGUAAAGUUGCACGAACGCAUGAAUGUAUUGUACAGAACUGUCUAAGUAGAAACAAGUGAUGCAUGUCAUGCAUGAACUCAACACCACGGGGAUACACUACAUAGCUGGAAUAAAUAGCUAUUACUAUGCUCCAUUCAUGAGUACUAAUUAUAUUCUAUGAAGUCACGUAUCCAGUAUUGAUCACAGUGACCUUCCCCUGUUUAUUUUUGCUGUGAUUAUAAUUGUGCAGUUUGUGCUAUUAUUGCUUAGAUAAGGUGUAAGCUGCAAGUUCAUCUUGUUUUGGGCCAUAUUUGUUCAUGCAUGGUUAAUAAUUAUUUAAGUUAUAUUAUGAAUUUUUCCAUGUUUUUGGUGUUAUUUUAUAUUUGCUAAUGCCUAUUCUCAUCAAAAUUUUAGUGCAGUUAUUAUGUUUUGUACCGUGGUAAUGGAAUUCAAAUGGCCAAUGGAAUAUUCAUUUUUUUAAACUUGGGAAUAAAUAAAUCAAGUACACUUAA
Messenger RNA from Amblyraja radiata (thorny skate), 4205 nucleotides. It is a transcript of the gene slitrk1, whose product is annotated as SLIT and NTRK like family member 1. Gene Ontology annotation, cellular component: glutamatergic synapse; postsynaptic density membrane; GABA-ergic synapse. The record is from RefSeq and is a predicted model, not a curated record. NCBI's taxonomy places the organism in Eukaryota, Metazoa, Chordata, Chondrichthyes, Rajiformes, Rajidae. The transcript has 2 exons. Gene Ontology annotation, molecular function: protein binding. Bases 1167 to 3260 code for a protein of 697 amino acids. Gene Ontology annotation, biological process: axonogenesis; positive regulation of synapse assembly.